Molecule: messenger RNA, 1209 nt
Organism: Pistacia vera
Lineage: Eukaryota; Viridiplantae; Streptophyta; Magnoliopsida; Sapindales; Anacardiaceae
Product: phototropin-2-like
Biological process (GO): protein phosphorylation
Cellular component (GO): nucleus; plasma membrane; cytoplasm
Molecular function (GO): protein serine/threonine kinase activity; ATP binding
Source: RefSeq, a predicted model, not a curated record
AUGCCUGUUACUGUUACACUGGUCAAAGCUACUGCUGAAAAUGUUGAUGAAGCUGUUCGAGAACUUCCUAACGCCAACUUGAGACCAGAAGACUUGUGGGCGAUCCACUCUCGGCCUGUUUUCCCACGGCCACACAAAAUGCACAAUCCUUCUUGGAUAUCAAUACAAAAGAUCACUAGACGUGGUGAAAAAAUUGGUCUACAUCAUUUUAAGCCAAUAAAACCCUUAGGGUGUGGUGAUACUGGCAGCGUUCACCUGGUAGAACUACAGGAGCCUGGCGAACUGUAUGCUAUGAAAGCAAUUGAAAAUCGUAACAAGGUUCACCGAGCAUGCGCUGAAAGGGAAAUCAUGUCGUUACUCGAUCAUCCUUUUCUUCCGGAACUAUUUUCUUCCUUUCAGCCAAUACUCCUACACACAUGUUUGGUUACAGACUUUUGCUCUGGUGGAGAGUUAUUUGCUUUACUUGAAAGGCAGCGUAUGAAGUUAUUUAAAGAGGAAUCUGCCAAGUUUUAUGCUGCAGAGGUUGUGAUUGGCUUGGAAUAUCUUCAUUUUUUAGGAAUAAUUUAUCGAGACUUGAAGCCUGAAAAUAUUUUACUCCAGAAAGAUGGGCAUAUAGUAUUAAGUGACUUUGAUUUAUCAUUCAUGACGUCCUGCAAACCCCGAAUUAUUAAGCAUCCACCACCUAAUAAUAGGAGAAGAUCCAGAAGUCAGCCACUGCCAACAUUUUUGGCAGAACCAGUUACAGUGUCAAAUUCAUUUGUGGGAAUUGAAGAGUACAUUGCUCCGGAAAUUAUUACAGAUGUUGGCCACAGCAGUGCUAUUGAUUGGUGGGCUCUUGGUAUUUUUUUGUAUGAGAUGCUCUACGGCCGCACAUCUUUCAGAGGUAAAAAUAGACAGAAGAUAUUUGCCAACAUUUUGCACAAAGACCUCACUUUCCCAAGUAGCAUUCCAGUAAGUCUUGCAGGUAGGUAGCUGCUUAAUUUGUUGUUAAACAGAGAUCCUGCAGAUCGUUUAGGAUCAAAUAGUGGUGCCAAUGAAAUUAAACAACAUCCUUUCUUCCACGGAAUCAAUUGGCCUUUGAUUCGCACCAUGAGCCCGCCUUCACUAGAUGCACCCUUUGAGUUAAUUGAAAAAGAUCUGAAAGCCAAAGAUGUCAAAUGGGAAGAUGAUGGAGUGCUUGUUAAGCCUGUAGAUUUGGACCUUUUCUAA